AUGCAGCUGUUUCUACAUGCUCAAAGCACCCACACUCUUGAUGUGACUGGGAAAGAGGCUGUUGGGGAAUUUAAGGCCCAUGUUGAAUCCCUGGAACGAGUCUCUGCUGUUGACCCAGUGAUCCUUUUGACUGGCACACUCUUAGAUGAUGAUGCCAUCAUAGGUCAAUGUGGUAUCAGUGAGCACUGCACUCUAGAAGUAGCUGCUCGAUUAUUGGGUGGCAACUCUCAUGGAUCCCUUGCUGGAGCCGGGAAAGUCAAAGGUCAGACACCAAAGGUUGCAAAGCAAAAGAGGAAAAAGACUGACCGUGCAAAGAGACACAUGCAGUACAAUUGCUGUUUUGUAAAUGUUGUGCCACACUUUGGCAAGAGGAAGGGACCAAAUUCCAAUCCCUAA
This is a messenger RNA of Carcharodon carcharias (great white shark), 396 nucleotides long. Its product is annotated as ubiquitin-like protein FUBI. Gene Ontology annotation, molecular function: protein binding; structural constituent of ribosome. The transcript has a single exon. The coding region runs from base 1 to 396 and encodes 131 amino acids. The record is from RefSeq and is a predicted model, not a curated record. Gene Ontology annotation, cellular component: cytosolic small ribosomal subunit; ribosome. Gene Ontology annotation, biological process: translation. Lineage: Eukaryota; Metazoa; Chordata; Chondrichthyes; Lamniformes; Lamnidae.